CGGCUCUCUUUCACAGACCCAGCGAAAAUCGCGCGAGGGCCAUAAGCACCAACUGCCGUUAAUGGGUUGCUAAAACAGAAACAGGUGGCAUUUCUCAUCCAUUUCAUUUCGUCGCCCUAAUUGAUGCGUGGAAGCGGGGCUCGACGGCAAGAGGCGAAGCGUUCUCUGCCGCCUGUUCCUCCAUGCGGCUAGGUCUCGUUAGGCGGCAGUCGCCUGCCUUCUUCCAGCUCCAGCAGCAGCAGCAGCAGCGGUGGGCGCGGACGGGGCCGUUGUCGCGGGGCCACCGGGUGGCGGCGGCGGCGGCGGCGGCGAAGGGGGAGGGGAAGUCGGAGUGGUGGGUGGUGGACGGGGAGAUGCACGAGAUUGGGGAGCACGUCCCGCACCGGGAACGGUUCGUCAUCCCCAGGGACAACUUACCCAACAAGCGCCGCAAGCAGCUCCGCGAGCAGUUCAUGCGUCGCACUCGCAUCAUCCUCAAGGACUCGGAACAUGAGUCUUGGUGUAAACGGUAUAUGGAACUGUAUCAGGAACUUAGGGAGAACUGGGAAAGGCUGUACUGGGAUGAAGGUUAUUCAAAAAAAAUUGCCCAAGAUCAUGCCAACUAUGAUUCUGCUGAAGAUGAUGAUUCAGAUUUUUCACCAUUCAGGAGAAGGCAAUCUCAUGCAGAAGCAAAUAAGGACCAGGUCUUUGGAGGAAAUAAACAAGGCAAUACUUGGGAAAGGAUUACACAAAUUCGCGACAAGUUUGAAUAUGAUAGAGAGAGAAGAAUGAGAGAGAAAGCAUUUGCUCCCAUGAACAUGGCAAAUGGUUUUGGCUCACAAGAUCCAGAUUCCCGAAAUCAGCCUUUUGAUGCCAAGAAAUUCUUUCCACAAUCAUAGAGACUAAAUAGUUGGCAAUUACUGACCUGCAUGAAUGAAGAGCUUUAUCGACCAGCUCUCCAAUAAGUAUAGACUGAUUGUUCGUGUUAUAGGAUCUCUGGAUCUUUCUAGUUAAAUUAUGUGCUACAACAAAGUGAAGAAUAUUAUCAAACAAACCACCACUGAAGCUACCUCCUGUAAGCCAUCAGCAUUCCGUUUCUGAUAAAUUGAAUGCUAUCAAACAGAAUAUGUAGUUCUUUUGAGAGAAAUGAUGUAUUUUUGUUCAGGUCGCUUUAAUAUAAAUUAGCUUGUACGGUUUUAUAAGGGCA
Molecule: messenger RNA, 1186 nt
Organism: Phoenix dactylifera (date palm)
Lineage: Eukaryota; Viridiplantae; Streptophyta; Magnoliopsida; Arecales; Arecaceae
Source: RefSeq, a predicted model, not a curated record